CUCCACCCGCCCUGGACGCGGUGGGAGGGUCACUGGAAGCCUCCUGCCCUGUCCCGUCCCGUCCCAAGCAACCGGCGGCAGCACAGGGGCAUCGUGUCCACGGGGUCUGGACGGAGGCGCGGGGGCCGAGGGGCAGCUCUGCCUUCCUCCCCAGGCCAGGCUGGUGGCUUCUCAGCGUUCCCGGCUGGGACGUCCGCCAGUGAUCCGGGCCAGGCUCCAGCUCCAAGCCCGGGAGGAGACGCCCCUCACACUCCCGACGGAGCAGACUUUCAGCUGCCCGUCCGGGAACAUGUCCCUCUCCCGGGGCAGGCGAAGGUAGGAGGCGGUGUGGCCGGCCCGUGGGACUCUGCACCAUGAGGACACUGCUGCCCGCCUGCCGUGGGGACGCCUGGCUGCUGCUCCUCUGCUGUGUGUGUCAGGUACCGCGCCGGCCGGGGCAGUGGCUGUGGGCGGCAUCUGCGCCCUCCCCGCUCACGCUGUCGCCUUCCACGCAGGGGCAUGGAGCCCAGCCCGGGGCCCAGGACCACCCAGGAUUUGCGGUCCUGGCCUCUGCUUCCCAUUACUGGCCGCUGGAGCCCGUGGAGGGGAUCCAUGAACUUCAGGACGCGACUGGAGCACUGCGAGCUCGCAACCUCACUGUGCUCCCUCCCCACACCUCCACCUUUGUGCCCACCAGGGACUCUGCCUACUCCAAUCUCUCUGCGACCGUAGACCUCAUGGAAGCCAAGGUCAACAAGAGCAUUUACCUCAGGGAGGAGAAGGGGGUGACGCUGCUCCUCUACAACAAUGCCUCCUGCAUCAGCAACCUCUCGCGCUGCGGCCCCGAGGGUGUCACCUUUUCCUUUUUCUGGAAGAUCCAGGGAGUGCAAUCCCGGCCCGCCCCUUCCACGUACGAGGGACAGGUCAUCUCCGACGGCUUCAAGGUCUGUUCCAGUGGCAGCUGGGGCUCUGUGGAGCUGCACACACGUGACAACUUCAUGACAUGGGAGGCCGCCUUCAGCCCUCUGGGUCCCUACUGGACUCAUGUCCUGUUCACAUGGAAAUCCAAGGAGGGCCUGAAAGUCUACGUCAAUGGGACCCUGAGCACCUCUGACUCCCGCGGGAAAGUGUCGCAUGAUUACGGGGAGUCCAGUGCUAACCUCGUGAUAGGGUCGGAGCAGGACCAGACCAAGUGCUCUGAGAACAGUGCUUUCGAUGAAUUCAUCUUCUGGGAGCGGGCGCUGACCCCAGUGGAGAUCCAGAUGUACUUUGAGGCUGCCAUGGGAAAGCAUGGUUUGCUGUCUUCCCCACUGCCGAGCCUCACGGCGCCGACGGCCAACGCCAUGAUGCCCACAGAUGCCUACCAUCCCGUCAUAGCCAGCCUGACAGAGGAGAGGAAGAACUUCUCACAGCCCGGAGAGGCUCUGAGCUACCUCCAGAAUGUGUCCCUCCGCUUGCCCAACAAGUCUCUCUCGGAGGAAACAGCGCGGAACCUCACUGAGACCUUCCUGUGGACCGUGGGCGAGGUGUUACAGCUGCCCAGCUGGACGGUGGCGUCAGAGGACAAGACCCUGGUGCCUGGCCUCAUUGACACCAUCGACGUCGUCCUGGGCCACGUGUCCUUCAAGCUGCACAGCAGCAGGCCCCAGGUCACCCUCACAGGCUCUUCCCCCGUGGCAGACUUCUCUGUGGCCAAGCUCCUCCCGAGGUCCCUGAGCGCAGCUCGCUACCGCUUCCCUGCCCACGGGGACAGCUACAUCGAGAUCCCCGGCGAGGCCCUCCGUGGCCCAGCCUGGACCUCCAUCGUGGGCCUGCUGUACCGCUCCAUGCACCACUACGUGACCAACAUUCCCCCGGCCAGCACCAUGAUUCCUGUGGCGGCCAGCUGCAGAGACGGCCUGCUGUCGGCAGCCAGCCCUCUCAUCUCGCUGGAGGUGCGCCCCCCACCCGCGCUGUCCCGCAACCUCUCGGGGUACCCCCUGGUCACCGUGCACCUCAGGCACAGACUGACUCGGAAGCAGUACAUCGAUGCCACCAAUGCCAGCAACCAAGUCUCCCUGUACUGCGCCUUCCUGGACUUCAGCUCCGGGAAAGGCGUGUGGUCGAGCCAGGGCUGUGCGCUCAGGGAAGGAAAUCUGUCCCACUCCACCUGCCGCUGCACACACCUCACUAACUUCGCCAUCCUGAUGCAGGUGGUCCCGCUGGAGCUCCCGCGCGGACACCAGGUGGCGCUGUCCUCCAUCAGUUACGUCGGCUGUGCGCUGUCCGUGCUCUGCCUGGCCGCCACGCUGGUCACCUUCGCCGUGCUGUCCUCCGUCAGCACCAUCCGGAACCAGCGCUACCACAUCCAUGCCAACCUGUCCUGCGCCGUCCUGGUGGCCCAGGUGCUCCUGCUUGUCAGCUUCCACAUGGAGCCGGGCACGGUCCCCUGCCAGGUGCUGGCCACGCUUCUGCACUACUUCUUCCUGAGCGCCUUCGCCUGGAUGCUGGUGGAGGGGCUGCACCUGUACAGCAUGGUGAUCACGGUGUUCGGCUCGGAGGGCAGCAAGCACCUCUACUACUACGGCAUCGGAUGGGGCUUCCCCCUGGUCAUCUGUGUCGUCUCCAUCUCCUUCGCCAUGGACAGCUACGGGACCAGCAACAACUGCUGGCUCUCGCUGGGGACGGGCGCCAUCUGGGCCUUCGUGGGCCCUGCCCUGCUGGUCAUCGUGGUCAACAUCGGCAUCCUCGUCGCGGUCACCAGGGUCAUCUCCCAGAUCAGCGCUGACAGCUACAAGAUUCACGGGGACCCCAGCGCCUUCAAGCUGACAGCCAAAGCCGUCGCCGUGCUGCUGCCCAUCCUGGGGACCUCGUGGGCCUUCGGCGUGCUGGCUGUCAAUGACCAGGCCCUGGUCUUCCAGUACAUGUUCGCUGUGCUCAACUCCCUGCAGGGUGGCUUCAUCUUCCUCUUCCACUGUCUCCUGAACUCCGAGGUGAGAGCCGCCUUCAAGCAUAAGACCAAGGUCUGGUCCCUCACCAGCAGCACGGCCCGCAACGCCAGCGGGAAGCCCUGCAGCUCGGAUGUCAUGAACGGGACCCGCCCGGGCACGGCCUCCGCCAGGCUCGGCCACUGGGACAAGAGCAGCCACUCCGCCCAGCGUGUGGACCUGUCCGCCGUGUAGAGGGGUGUGGCCAGUGUGGCGCUCCAAGCCAGUGCACACUCACAUGACCCUCUCCUGCCUGCUGUCACACAGUCCUGGGCCCCUGGGGCUGCAGGCGACACCCAGGCUGGCAUGGCCAGCGACAGUGUGGCCCUCCUGUCCUGGGUGUGCCGGCCACCACAAUGCUAGACUACGCUGCCCUCCAUGCCCGUGUGCAGAGCUCAGGCCCAUGAGGCAGUGGCACAUGAAGUCCGCGUCUCCAGCCUGAGACCAGCCUCUGUCCAUACUGGGUGCUGGGCUGGACUCUCGGCCGCCUGGGACCGGACACCAGCCCUGUGUUUAGGGCCAGCGCUGCCUCCUUGUGAAAACCACUGUCCGAGGCCUGGGCUUCAGGCUUCAUAGGCGCCUAGGAGGGCGGCGCCUCGGCCCGCGUCCUACGUGCACUGCCUCUCCAGACUGAGGUCGCCUAGGUCACCUCCAAGCACAAGCUGGCGCUGUCCUUCUGGCCACCCACAGCUCGCGGCCUCCUGUGCAUUUUCCUGAGCCGGACUACCGGUUAGCGAGCCUGGCCGCCCACAUAACUGCUUCCCUGUCCCUGGAAGAUGCGGUUCCUGGAGGGAAAGGCUGGCCCCCUGCCUGCCUCGUGGAGACCCGGGGUGCAGCUGUGUGGGAAGGGAGGCCGCUGUCCUCUGUGUUGGACGCAGACUCAGCCCUGGGGAAGCCAAAGCUGGGACGGCUUUCGUGGGCGAGCUCAUGCCCACUGCCGUGGGUCCUGCAGAGCGGUCUGAUGGCGCUCGGCGGCCCUGGCUGGAGCAGGGCAGGCGCAUCGAGGUGUGCCCCACCAGCAUCCAUCCUGGAGACCCCGCUUUACACUGUGACCCCGACUUCACUGUGCCCCUCUCACCACGCCUGCUUUGCUCCCCAGUGAAUUUUUGUAGUUCUGUGGACACUUUCCGCCUCCACCAUCUGGUGGCCUUUUAAAAGAAAUAAAUUACUUUUUUUGGUGAUGGGUGACGGUACGCAAGCGCCUGCCCUGAGCUGCACAGCUGCGGCCCUGAUCUCAGGGGGCGGCCAGCCUGGAUGGGCCUCUCCACGCGGGCGGGGCACAGCGAUGGCACCGCAGGGUCAGCCUCUGGCCUUCUGGCCACUGUGUGACCGAGCCUUCGCCUGCCCCGCACACUGGCCGAGGCCACUGCGAGACACUGUGUCUGGGCCAGCCCUGCUCUCAGCAGUCACACUCAGGCCUCCUGGGUCCCCAGGUCACCCCUCAGCCCCACCGGCGCCUGGGAGUGAGCAGCCUAGCAGCCAGUCCUGGGGGCACCUUGCUGUAGGCGGAGCUCCUCAUUUUCCGGCCCUCUCUACUCGUCCUACGUAGCCCAUGCAUCACCCAGCAACGAGAAAACCUGUCCAAGCCUUUCGUUUCUGCGAAGGGCAGCCGUGCACUUUAUUUAUGGGCUAUAAAUUGUGGCUUCUGCGGUACUUUGUUAUCUACACUAAUUUGCCCAGAAAUGAGAAAUCGGAAGGAAUGGUGUGUUUAAAGUAGUUUAUGGCACGGGAAAGAUGACGGAUGCCGCUCAGUGGGGAGAACACGCUGUGAUUUUUUAAGAAAUAAAAACUCAGAGUUCUUAAAUAAA
Molecule: messenger RNA, 4753 nt
Organism: Chinchilla lanigera (long-tailed chinchilla)
Lineage: Eukaryota; Metazoa; Chordata; Mammalia; Rodentia; Chinchillidae
Gene: Adgrd1
Product: adhesion G protein-coupled receptor D1
Exons: 25
Coding region: 354-3140 (928 amino acids)
Biological process (GO): cell surface receptor signaling pathway; adenylate cyclase-activating G protein-coupled receptor signaling pathway
Cellular component (GO): membrane
Molecular function (GO): G protein-coupled receptor activity
Source: RefSeq, a predicted model, not a curated record